This is a messenger RNA of Penicillium roqueforti, 1059 nucleotides long. Its product is annotated as class I SAM-dependent methyltransferase. Lineage: Eukaryota; Fungi; Ascomycota; Eurotiomycetes; Eurotiales; Aspergillaceae. Bases 1 to 1059 code for a protein of 352 amino acids. The record is from RefSeq and is a predicted model, not a curated record. Gene Ontology annotation, molecular function: methyltransferase activity. The transcript has 8 exons.
AUGGAGGCCAUCGCUGUGGAUCCAGACUUGUACGCCCCUGAGAGUUCUUAUAGCCCCGAUGACUGGCAGUCGGAAACUACCUCGAUUGGGUCGUCAAUCUAUCGUGGUUUGAUGGAUAAUGGGAGACGAUAUCAAUCGCUCUCCAACAAAGAAUACUGUAUUCCAUCCGAUGAGCAACAGUUUGAGACCUACGAGGCAGGACACCUCGUGGAUCUCAUUAUGGACUCAGAUCGAGCCAAUCCACUGUUUCGGUCACCCAUCGGGACCGACCGAGAACGCCCGCUACAGGUUCUCGAUAUUGGAACCGGAAAGGGAACUUGGGCCAUCGAUGUCGCUGAUAUGUUCCCAAAUGCCACUGUCCGAGGGGUCGACCUUUUCCCACCUCCGGUUACCUGGAUGCCACCCAAUUGCGUCAUCGAGGUCGACGAUGUGCUGCAAGAGUGGACAUGGCGCGAACAAUUUGAUCUGAUCCAUAUGCGCAAUAUGAUCGGAUCGUUUGACUCUGCUGAGUGGGACAUUGUUUACCAGCACUGCUUUGACAAAAUGGCCCCUGGCGGGUGGAUCGAGCAGAUCGAGGCCGGCCCUUUUAUCACAAGUGACGAUGGGAGUCUCCCAGCCGACAGUGCCUUGUCCUCGUGGGGUCCAAUUAUACAAAAGUGCGGUGAUCGCGCUGGUCGCUCUUGCGAUGUCGUCCUUACCAUGUCGGAUAGCAUCAAGAACGCAGGUUUUGUGGAUGUGCAUGAAAAAAUCUACAAAUGGCCAAUUGGGCCAUGGCCCAGAGACCAAAAGUUCAAGGAGGCAGGCGUGGUCAAUUGCCAACACUGGAUGUCUGGUAUGGAAGGAUGGUGUAUGUGGCUGCUAACGAAAUUUGGUGAUCCCGAGCCGUGGACUAAGGAGCAAGUUCAUGUAUACUGUGCCAAGAUACGCAGUGAACUCAAGGACCCACACUACCAUGCGUAUCACAAAGCGAGAAGAGUGUGGGCUCGCAAGCCGAUGCCUGGUGAAGUCCCGCCUAGGUCAUCAAAGUCCAGCUCCAGUUCCGCUAGGGCAAAACCAUGA